This is a messenger RNA of Bipolaris zeicola 26-R-13, 1596 nucleotides long. RefSeq lists its product as uncharacterized. The transcript has 2 exons. Gene Ontology annotation, cellular component: cytoplasm; nucleus. The coding region runs from base 1 to 1596 and encodes 531 amino acids. NCBI's taxonomy places the organism in Eukaryota, Fungi, Ascomycota, Dothideomycetes, Pleosporales, Pleosporaceae. Gene Ontology annotation, molecular function: poly(A) binding. Gene Ontology annotation, biological process: regulation of mRNA stability. The record is from RefSeq and is a predicted model, not a curated record.
AUGGCCGCCGACUUCGCGACCGACUCGCCGCUGGCGAUGCAACUGCAGCAGGUUGUCCAGCCCAAGCUCGCCGAGUUUGGAUGGACAACGGGCGGCGACGACACGACGCUCUUUGAGUACAUUCUGCUGAUGCUGGCCAACGAUAAGAAUGAAGCGCAGGUCGCCGCCGAACUAUCGAAUGACUUGCUAGAUCUGGGCCCGGAGAACACAGAGACACAGCAGUUUGCGCAGUGGUUAUUCGAACAAAUCGAUUAUCUCCGACAGUCAAGCGGCGGCAAUGGACAGGUUGCGCAGUCGAUCGAGAGCCAAAUGGACAGCACAUCCAACGACCACGUAGCUGCUGGCCAAGAUACAGAUAUGGAAGGCGUGUCAGAGGGACAGGGCACAAUUCCCACAGGCCCUAAGGCAAUGCGCAACGGCAGCGGAGCCCAGGCAGGACGCACAGCACGCGGUGGCCGUAUGCUUAACCAGCUUAACAAAAAUAUGGAUCGCAACAACGAUUCAGCCCUGCAUCGCGUGCGUGGCGCCGGUGGUGGUGUUGGUCGAGUAAACGCACAUGCCCGCGAUCCGCCAAAGGGGCCACGAGGUCAGAACAUUGGUCGUGGUCUCGAAGCGAUGGCAAACGGUCGUGGUAUGGGCAAUGCCAACGUCAACAUGGGCCAGAACAACAUGAACGGUAUGCCCAUGGGCGGAAUGCCGGGUAUGCCCAUGAACCCAAUGGGCGGUCAGAACAACAUGAACGGCAUCGGAUUGAACCCGCAACAGCAGAUGGCCCUCAUGCAAAUGUACGAACAGCAGGCGCAGAUGAUGCAGCAGAUCUUCUCAGGUGGCGCUCCGACAGCUUUUGUAAACCCCAAUUUCAACCAGAACAACCGCAAUGGAUCCAAGAAGCCGUUACAUCAGCGCAUGGACCGGGGCGGCAGGGGCAUGAACCCGAACGCCAAGCCUUUCAAGAAAGAAGGUGAGGAUGAGACCAUGGCGGAUGGCCCCUCCGGAGAGAAUGGCAGCGGUAUGGACGUUGAAUUGCCCUCCGGGCGCCCAGAGCCAUCAUCAACCAUGUGUAAAUUCAACCUGCGGUGCACAAACCCCGACUGUCCGUUUGUCCACCAGUCUCCCGCUGCCAUGCCGGGCAUUACCGUCGACAUGAACGAUACUUGCGACUACGGGGCGGCUUGCAAGAACAAGAAGUGUGUUGGCAAGCACCCUUCGCCCGCACAAAGACAAAAGUACCAGUCGGAGCAGGAGUGCGCUUUCUGGCCCAACUGCCGCGAUCCCUCAUCGUGCCCAUAUAAGCACCCAACGGCGAAACCGUGUCACAACGGUGCCGACUGCACAGUCGAGGGCUGCAAGUACGGCCACAGUUCGAUUAUGUGUAAGUUUAACCCUUGCCUGAACCCCCGUUGUUUGUACAAGCAUGAGCCGGGUCAAAAGAAGAACACAACAAAUGUGUGGGUGGCGCCCAAGGAAGGCGAGCACGUGAGCGAGAGGAAGUUUGUGGAUGAUGAGCAAAAAGAGGAGCUCAUCCUGCCCAACAAGGAUCAGGACAUGAACCAGGGACACGCACAAACGAGUGAGGGCGUGAAUGUACAGUCAUAG